AUGACACUGAUGGGGCCGCGGCGUUUAAAGAUCUCGAGUGGCCAGGGCUUCCUGAUGGUGGUGUGACUGCCAACUCCCGCUGCCUUCGCCGGCCAGGACGCCACUCCCGCGCUCUCCUGGGAACGGACGCCCGCGGGUGACUGAACGGAGUGCGCGCUGGGAGCCUUGCUCUCUCUCAGGUACCUGAAUGUUGACUUUCUAUCUGAAACUCCUGGAAUUCCUGGAAAUUCUAUUUGAGUUAUAACUUGGCUCAAAUCACACCACAUAUAUAUAUAGUAUACAGGUACUUAGCCCAAGCCUAAGAAUUACUGGACUCCUCUGAUAAGAUAAAUUCAAACAAAGUGGGACUUCCAUCUAGGAAGAUGCAGCCCCUGCACAAGUUGGUGGCUAUCUCAAAACCUCAAAACCUGACUCUGGAUGAACAAAGUGAGGACCUGAGAGCAGAUGUGUCUUGGCAGCAGGAAACCACCCCAGUCAGGGAGACCUAUGACUCUGAGGCGUCUCGUCAAAAGUUCAGACAUUUCCAGUACUUGGGAGUGUCUGGGCCUCAUGAAGCCCUGAGCCAACUCUGGGAGCUCUGUCUUCAGUGGCUGAGACCAGAGGUUCAUACUAAGAAGCAGAUCCUAGAACUGUUGGUGCUGGAGCAAUUCCUGACAAUUCUCCCUGAAGAGGUCAGGACUUGGGUGAAUUUACAUCAUCCAAAGAACAGCAAAGAAGUAGUGACCCUCAUAGAAGAUGUAAUUGAAGACAAAGAUAUACCCUGCAAGGAUUCUGCCCUUCUCCGGAAGGAGCCAGUGACAUUCAAAGAUGUGGUUGUGGAAUUCAGCGCGGAAGAGUGGGGGCAAUUGGACUCUGCUGUAAAGAACCUGUACAGGGAUGUGAUGCUGGAGAACUAUAGGAACCUCAGUUCAUUGCGUAAAGAGCUUCUAUUUUCCAAACCAGUUGAGGUCCCCAAGUUGGAGAGGAAGAUAAAAGGAUGGAUAAUGGAGCAAGAAAUCCCAAGAACAGCCAUACUGGACACACAAAUAAUUUCAGAAAAUCAGGAUUCAGUUUCAAAGAGAAUUUCUGGAGCAGAAUCGUCCCAUGGAGAGAUAAUGACAACACUGACCCAAAAUAGACUUCCUUCUCUAGAUGCCUGGAAAAGUGAUGAUUGGUUAUAUAGGAACUGGGACAUAAAUUUGCCACAAGACGCUUUCAUUCAUAAGACAAUCGAUACUGUGGAGGGAGACUUUGAAUAUAGUGAAAAUAAGAAAAGCUUUGAUGUUAAGACAGUUAACUCAGUUUUUGAUAGUCAACAAGGAGUUCCUAUGAGCAAGGGGUCCCCGAAGUGCAAUAAGUUUAAAACUAAUUUCAAAUUUAAUUUUGACUUACUAGGAAAGCAACAUUCAGAAUAUAAUGAAUGUGGGAAUGCCUUGAGCCUGAGUACAGAUAUUCAACACCCAAAAAGUCAUACCACAAGGAGUUGCUAUGCAUGUUUUCAGUGUGGGAAAGCCUUCAGCCGGAGUUCAUCCCUUGUUCGACAUCAGAUCAUUCACACAGGAGAGAAACCCUAUAAAUGUAGUAAAUGUGGGAGAUCCUUCAACCGACGAACAAACCUUAGUAAGCAUCAAAGAGAUCAUCCAGAAGUAAAGGCCUACAAAGGAAAUAAAUGUGAAACAGUCUUCAGUAAGAGUGAAGACAGUAAUAAACAUCCAAGUCUCUAUCCUAGAGAUAAUACUUAUGAAUGUGUUAACUGUGGAAAAUCCUUCAGCCGGAGCUCCUCACUUAUUCGACAUCAAAUGAUUCAUACCGGAGAGAAACCAUUUAAAUGUAACAAGUGUGAGAAAACCUUCAACAGGAAUUCAAACCUUAUUAAACACCAAAAACUUCAUACUCGGGAGAAGUCCUAUAACAAGUAAAUGUAAUAUUGCCUUUAGUCAGAGUGCAGAACUCAUUCAACAUCCAUGGACUUACGCUGGAAGGAAUCCUAUGAAAAUGCAAAUGGAAAAAAGAAACUUUGUCAGAGAUUAUUCUCUAAUUGAUAAUGACAAAAUUACUACUGGAGGGAAAUCUGUUAUCGGAUAGAAAAAUCAGGCAGAUUUUCCUGGCUCCCAGAUGAAACCACAGAGUUUGAAAUUAAACAUAUCACCAUACAAGUGUUUUGUCUAUCAUUAUUCUGAUGUUCAUUACCAUCAUCUUUCUCUAGUUCAUAAAUAGGACCUAAUCUAUUGGGAAAGUCCAUAUUAGGGAGAAGCCAAGCAAUAUCCUUGGAGUUGAUAAAUUUAGUAAACCUCAAACUUUCAGUUCUUAAUAUGAAGGUCACAAGUAACCAGGAGAUCAUGAGAAAAUAGAAGGACAUUUCUAAGGACUGAACUCUCUGAAGUAAUGGCAAAGACCAUAGUGACAACCAAUUACUCCACUCCAAUUAAUAUCUUUGGCUGCCCUGGUGCUCAGUGGGGACUACAAUUGGAAAAGGGUAAUCAACUACAAAAGGAGGUGGAUGUAUUGUUGUUAAUCUACAUGUAUUUUUUUUAAGAUAUGAAUUUUUUUAGAAGUAUUCUUUGGGAUCUAGGCUGGAGGACAUCCAUAGCCCUAGGUCUAUCAUUUAUCCUAAACAUUUAAAGGUCAAUAAAGUGUCCUCAAGUGGGACACAGGCCCCGCCACCACCCCAGAGAAACAGCCCACCAAAUCGCAGCCGACGCUGCCGUGGCGCAAAAUGCAGCUCACAGCCCAGCCCAGCCUGCAGACAGUGGCUGUGGGCACCAGGUAAUGACAUCAUAUUUUUGUUGACAUUCUGAAGCCGAAAUUGUCAACAGAAUAUGUCUGAAGACAAAACUAUUGCCACAGCGUACCUCUGAGGCUGAAAGAAAGCAAUGUUGUCGACAAAAUAUGUCUGAAGAACAACUAUUGGCACAAUGUACCUCUGAAGCUGAAAAAAAGCGACAUGUUGACAGAACAUGUCUGAAGAACAGUCAUUGACAAGUACUACCAAUACUGGUAGGAACUGCCUUCAAAGCGAAAAUGAGGUAAAUGAGGAUGCAGUUAUCGAACACAGUUGUGGUGGAAGGACUGUUACACUUUUGCCUAUCCCUAAAUUUCUCCAAUGAAAAUCCAUCUGAUGGAAAAUUUACUUGAUGUUGUAGCAAAGACAAAUUUUGUCCAAAUGAUAUACAUUUUCCAG
This is a messenger RNA of Myotis daubentonii (Daubenton's bat), 3160 nucleotides long. It is a transcript of the gene ZNF215, whose product is annotated as zinc finger protein 215. Gene Ontology annotation, cellular component: nucleus. Bases 363 to 1898 code for a protein of 511 amino acids. The transcript has 6 exons. Gene Ontology annotation, molecular function: RNA polymerase II transcription regulatory region sequence-specific DNA binding; DNA-binding transcription factor activity, RNA polymerase II-specific. The record is from RefSeq and is a predicted model, not a curated record. NCBI's taxonomy places the organism in Eukaryota, Metazoa, Chordata, Mammalia, Chiroptera, Vespertilionidae. Gene Ontology annotation, biological process: regulation of transcription by RNA polymerase II.